Messenger RNA from Symbiodinium sp. CCMP2592, 828 nucleotides. The record is from the annotation of a GenBank genome assembly. Lineage: Eukaryota; Dinophyceae; Suessiales; Symbiodiniaceae.
AUGAUUCUUUCGCUGACCCAGGGCCCGGAAGAGCCAGCGACUGCCACCGUGACCGAGCCCGCGGCUGCGAACGCCACGGAAACGGCGACGGAGGCGACGGAGAAAGCGCCCAAACCGCCGAAGAAGGCGGAGGCGGAGGCGGAGGCCGCGGCGGAGCCGGAGGCGCCUCCGGCCACCGCCGAAACGGCCGAAGGCAGCAAGAACUGGGCAAACACUGUGGACGGAAUUGUCCGAACGACGAAGGAAGCUUGGAUCAGCGGCAGCGGCAAAAUCGACAAGACCAUGACGUGCGAGACGGCGCAGCGUGGCGAUGAGUGCUGGACUGCCGUGACCUGGGCCAUGAACGACGGGAUCUAUGAGCAUCCCGAGUGGUGGCCCGAGCUGCAAGCGGGAGCUUCCAGCUUCGAGGACUUCCAGGGCCACCAGCAUCUCAUGAAUGCGACGCUGUGUCCACAGCCAUGCAUGCUCAGGUACGACGUCUACUCAGAGCCGACCUACCGAUCCUCCCGCGAGUACGCCAUGAAGGGCGUCUCCUACGGCGCGUCGCCUCUGAAGUCCACGAAAGUUUUGCUGACGGACGACGACUUCAUGACGGACAUUACUGGAGCGAUGUGGGACAGCUGGGGGCGUGGGGAUCUGGACGUCCUGGCAUCCAUGGGGGUGAACACGCUCCGGAUGUACGGAAACGACUUGCUCUUUGGCUGCAAGCUCGCAUCCCCAACCAUGGCCCGGAACGGUCCGGCAAGUCCAAAACCCGAGCUCUCCGAACGCUGCGCGGUGACUUUGAGUCCACGACAGCUCCAAGUUGAGGUGCUGAGCCCUCUGUAG